Molecule: messenger RNA, 426 nt
Organism: Arabis nemorensis
Lineage: Eukaryota; Viridiplantae; Streptophyta; Magnoliopsida; Brassicales; Brassicaceae
Source: the annotation of a GenBank genome assembly
AUGGUGCUAGACAAGUUAACAUUCGCUAAUAAUGCGUAUCGUGACAAGAAAGUUGUUGUAUCAUUCUCUUCUGGGGAACGAGAGAUUAACAUCCAUAAUCUAAACCAUCGGAUGUUACACGAGGCACAUAGCAUGGGUGGUGAGAGACGUCUUCUCAAGAUGCUGAAUCCAAAUAACGAUACCGACUCUGGAUUUUCUCUUAAGCAAGUUGAACAACAAGUGUGGAAAUUAUAUUAUUCCAUAAAAUGGCCACAAUACAAUAAUAUCACAAGCACAAGCGAUGGAGAAACAAACAAGAGAACUCUAAAAGAAUUUGUAUGGGAGAGAGACCAAGUGUUUGUUAAUGCUCCUUCUAAAGCCUCUCUAUGGAAUGCAUUACCUUCUACCAAGGAUUUACGAAUGCAGAUUCAAGAUGGACCGAGCUAG